Messenger RNA from Rosa rugosa (rugosa rose), 3537 nucleotides. RefSeq lists its product as uncharacterized. The record is from RefSeq and is a predicted model, not a curated record. The transcript is spliced from 3 exons. Lineage: Eukaryota; Viridiplantae; Streptophyta; Magnoliopsida; Rosales; Rosaceae. Bases 416 to 3220 code for a protein of 934 amino acids.
AGCCAGAAAGAUCAAAACCCACACUCCCACAUUCACACACACUCUUCUCUCUCUCUCCUCUCUUUCUCUCUGAGCUUGAGAUUCUGAGAACCCCUCGGAGUUUGUGGAAGAGAUAAAAGAGGCUCCAGCAUUUCGGAUUACGAGGCCGGACCUAAUUAUUCUGCUUCUUCUUUGAUCUCUGUGAUAAACUUACUGCUUUCUUUGACCAAUCAGCCACCGACACGCAUUGCUCCGUCUCCGACGCCGUCCAGGCUUCCGUUUCCGGCGUUUCCUUCCUCCGCAUUACCACAGCUUCACUCCGAUUGGCCUGCAUCUUUGUGAAUCAAUCCUAUGUGCAGCUGAGUAAGAAACAUAUGGAGCUUCCUUGUAGCAAGGUUUUCCAGGUGCGAUAAACAAGGACAUUGCAAAUACUAUCAUGGAUGGGCGUUUUGAGCCCACAAGGAAUUUUGAUGACCAACAAUCUCUAGGAACAAGUGGAAACACAUUGCGCCAAGCAAACCGAAGUUUGAAUCCACAAUCCAAGUUCAAAUCAGAAAAGCCUAGUUUGUCCUAUGCUGAUCUCCAUCAUGAAAUUACAAAAAAUGUUAAAGAUGUCUCACCCAUGUCCGAUGGGAACCGCCAAAAGCAACGUAUUAAUAGAAAGACAACUGAAGUCGAUGAACUUGUCAAGUAUAUGUCAAAGUUGCCAAGUUAUCUUGAGAGAGGAAAAAACCUCCAGGAGAAAGCUUUAAAUGUUGGAGUUCUUGACUGGGGGCGCCUUGAAAAAUGGCAGUAUAGCCAUAAACAGAUGCCAUACAGAAGUAGCCGGUAUUCACCAUCCAGUAGUAAUACAACCUCAUGCUUUUCCACAGAUGAAUCAUCAACCCAUUCUAGCAGAGGUCACAGCUGUUCUCCUGCUCGUCUUAGGAUGCACCGUCCUUCCCUCCAAUCUCAUUUCGUGACUUCUCCACUGGAAGGGCCUUCUGAAGUUGUCAACUCCUUUAGAGAAAGUGUUGGAAAGUUUCAGGAUCUUAAAGCUGACCAGAGUAACAACCUGAAUGGAGUCAUUAGACCAGAUAAGUCUUUCUGCAACAAUCAUAUAGACAUCAAGGUGGCACAGUGCAAGAGAAAAGAUUCAGACCCAAAGACUGAGCCAGAAAAAGGACAUUUGCGGAAUGGCUUGCAGUAUGAGAUGGCAGCAACAAAUUUAAGGGUAAAGAAAAACACUCGAGAUGGUGAGUUUCCAAAGAAAGUAGAUAAGCAGCAGCCAUUUUCAGAAAAUUUUGAACUAGAUACCCCUGAAGGUUGCAGUAAAGUUGUUCUGCUUUUGCCUGGAGAUCUUCCUGAAAGAAAUCAUUCUGGGUCGGGGCUUUCCGACAUUUCUGAUUCGGAAACACUGCUUGGUCAAAGAGCUGCAGAAACAACUCGACGAAGCUUGCCAGAGAGACCCAAGGAGGCCUGUCUUGCAGAGCUCAAUUCUGGUCUCCCCCACUCCUGCCGUUUUCCUUCUGAAGUUGAUCGUAAACACUUCAGGGUAAAACAACUCGGCUCCACAGGUGCAGCAAGUGGCAGCUUUCAGUGUAAUACACUUGGCUCAGCAUCACAGUUGGCUCUAAGUUCCUCAACAAGAAUGAGCCCAUCCAGAGACAGAAUUGUUGAAGACAAAAAAACAACAGGAGUAUCAACAUCUUCAACUGUAAAUGAGCCUCAUAGAGGAUCAGAAUUAAAGCGAGGCAAAGUAACUGCUGAAAAAGUGAGAAGCUCAUCACCUUUCCGCCGAUUAAGCAUUGCUGUGGGUAAGAUGAGUAAAACUUCCGGUUCUAAAGAUUCUUCAGAUGUACAACAGCCUAGGUCAACAACUUUCCAGGCUAGACCUGGUUCGGGGAACAACGUGGCUUCCGCUUUCUUGGAUACUUCAGACACUGAUAAUUCUAAUGCCACUAGCAGAGCGAGGUCCAGCCCGCUGAGGAGGUUACUGGAUCCACUGCUGAAGCCAAAGGUAGCCAACUGCCAUCAUUCAGCGGAGCCAUUGGAGAAAGAUUCCAUAUCAACAAAUAAGGCUUGUAAAUCAUCUAAGGGGCGAGUGGAAUCUUUGUCUGAGCAGCCAGGGAAAGUAAAGCUAGGCAUGACUGGUUGUAGGGAAACUAACGUCAGUGAGUUCUCUAAGGAUAGGAAGAAUAGGCCAUCAACAGUUCAAGCUCUUCUACGAGUUGCGGUUAAAAAUGGCCUGCCCCUGUUCACAUUUGCAGUCCACAAUGACAUUGACAUUCUUGCUGCCACAAUGAAGAAGUUGAAUACCUCAGGAAAGGGUGACUGCAGUUGUAUCUACACAUUCUUCAGCGUGCGGGAAGUCAAGAAAAAGAAUGGAACUUGGCUGAAUCAUGGAAGCAAAGGCAAAGCUCAUGAAUACAUUCGUAAUGUUGUUGCUCAAAUGAAGGUUUCUGAUUCACAGUUUCCCAAUUUGAUACUGGAUCAGUUUAGCGUGAGAGAGUUUGUUUUAUUUUCAGUAAACCUUAGACAGGCAGAUUGUCAAACCUCAGACUUCCAGCCAAAUGAUGAACUUGCAGCCACUGUUGUCAAAAUCCCGAAAAAGAGGAGUCAGACAUCAUCUACAGAUUGGCGUCGUAGGGAUAUCUAUAGUGACUUGCCUGCGGUUGGUUCAGUAGAGUGUUUGUCAAAGGUGAGACGCCACUCCUAUUCUGUGGAAGAUGUACAGAGCAAGCCUUUUGUUGGUAGUCAAGGCCUCAUUAGCACAACGGUCAUACUUCCAAGUGGUGCUCAUAGUCUUCCGAGUAAUGGAGGACCAUCAUCUCUGAUUGAACGUUGGAGUACAGGUGGCUCAUGUGACUGUGGGGGUUGGGAUUUGGGUUGCAAACUACGGAUAUUGGACAACCAGAAUCAAGCCAGUGAGAAUUUGACUUCACAGAAGGUUUGUUCAAUCCCAGAUCGGUUCGAGCUUUGCCAUCAGGGAGGACUACAAGAAAACCAACCUGCUUUAAGUUUGGCCCCAUUCAAGGAUGGGAUCUAUUCAGUUGAGUUUAAUUCUUCACUCUCAGUUUUACAAGCAUUCUCCAUUUGUAUAGCAGUGUUAGAUAGUAGGAAUCUAUGCGAGUUCUCAGAGUUCCGGGAAACCAAAGCAACAGUGCAAGAUGAUGGAAUAAGUGAUCUGAAUCAAAUGGAAGGGGAAGUUCCUGCAAGAUAUGCCUCGUAUCCUCCUCUUUCACCAGCCGGGCGCGUCUAGUUUUACAGUGACUGCAUCUCAUAGAUACAAUAUAUAUCUUCAGUUGGUCGGGUUGGCAUUGUACAAAAUCUGCAGUUGGUGCCUUUACUCGAUUUUCUGAGAGAAGUUAUAUUUAGUGCAUCGAAUGUAUUGUCAGAGGAACUGUUUCAUCAAUUUUAAAAUGUGCAUAUAGUGAGUAACUAGUAGGUUAUCUUUUAAAUCUCAAUAAACUCCGAUUUAAGAUGGUAAUAUUCAUCAUGGAGAAUAUUGAAUACAAUAACCGGAGAAUUGGGUGCAAGCCCCUCCUUGAAAUGGAAAUAUGAGGAACGUUCAAUCUA